AUGGCGACCGUGAGCGAAAUGGACCAGGUACAACUACUAAGGAAAGUGGUACGUCGUCGUUUUACUAUGUGCGCUAAAAAAAUAGAAGAAUAUCUAGACAAAAAAGAUAAAGUUGGUAUGUCUUCGGAGAUAAUAAAUAUUACUAAGAUUUUCGACGAGCUAACGUUACUACAAAAUAGAUUGAUGGAUCUAUGGUUGAAUAUGGAACAGCGAGACGAGAAUUUUUUUGAUAAGGAUCUAGAAUCUUCAGAAGCUUACAAUAGUCAAUUCUAUUUAUUGAAGCACAAGGUCAGUGAAUAUUGUAGUCAUACCGUAUCCCGCUCUUCGGCAUCUGACACUGUAGUAAAAGCGGAUAGUGAGGGUGGAGAGACUUCUCAAAGACAUCGUCGCCACUUUCGCCUUCCCAAACUCCAGCUGGCAGGAUUUAACGGAGAGAUAAAAAGCUGGAUACCCUUCUGGACUCAGUUUAAGAAGAUUGACGCUGAUAGUGACAUAGACGACGAAGAUAAAUUUCAAUAUCUCUUGCAAAGUAUUGAGACAGGUUGUAGUGCCAGAGAUCUAGUGGAAAGUUUUCCUCCGUCGGCCGAAAACUACCCUAAGGUGAUACAGCAGCUCAAACAAAGGUAUGCAAAAGACGAACUUAUAAUUGAACAUUAUGUUAGAGAGUUAUUAAAAUUAACUAUUGUUCAAAGGAAAGAUAACUGUAAGAUGUCCACUCGUACUCUAUAUGAUAAGUUAAUGACACAAAUUCUAGCUUUAGAGUCUCUUGGUGUUACGCAAGACAAAUAUGCCGCCUUUUUAUUUCCAAUGGUGGAGUCAGCGCUGCCAGAAGACAUAUUGCGAGCAUGGAAUAGGUAUCAAAUAAACGUCACUACUGAUGAUAAAGGUAAAAGUCAGUUGACACAAUUGUUACAUUUUGUUCGUAAUGAAGUAGAAUCUGAAGAAAAAAUUAAUUUAUCACGAGGAGGCUUUGCAAACGUGGAUCCAAAUCCAGUAAUUCCUUCUGCCAGUUUUUUAACUACAUCUAUAAGGAAUAAAGAAAAAACUAUUGUACAUACUAAUAAUGAAAUAAGAGAAUGUGUGUGGUGUGCAAAAUCAACGCAUAAUAGUUCGGAAUGCAAGACACCGAUCAAAUGGAAUUUAGAGGAGCGAAAAGAUUUUCUAAAAAAGAAGAAUUCCUGUCUGAUAUGUCUUAUAACUGGACAUCAUGCGAAGAAAUGUAGGAAAUAUCCUAAAUGCGUCAUCUGUGAGAAGAGACAUUACCCAAUUAUGUGCGUAGAAUUACAAAAGUCAACAAAAAAGAGUGAAGAUGAAAAGUCAAUGCUCAAACAGUCGACAAAACAGAGUACUGUUCUAUUGCAAACCGUCAAGUUACAUUUAUUUCACGAAGAUCAAGUUGUUACAGUAAGAGCUCUACUAGAUUCAGGUGCUCAACGCUCUUUUAUUAGAUCUGAUGUAAUUGACAAACUAAAGAUUGUACCUACAGGCAAUGAACACCUAAGGCACAAUUUAUUCGGAGGGGUAGUGACUAAAUUAGAGAACCACAGAUUAUUUACGCUAAACUGUAAAAGUCUUGAUAACAAAUAUAAACUACAAAUAGAGGCACUCGAGCAAAAGAAAAUAUGCGAUAAUUUGCCAAAGGUGAAACCAGGUAUACUUUUGUCACAACUACAAGCAAAAGGUAUAAAUAUUACUGAUUGUGUUGAUGAAGUGACUGAGAUUUCUUUACUAAUUGGUUCUGAUGUUUUAGGUUCGCUGUACACUGGGCGAUCAGAACAUGUGAGUGAUAAUUUAGUGGCAAUCGAGACGAAAUUUGGUUGGGUAAUUCAGGGACCUACUUCCGGUAUGUAUUCUAUUUUUACUUCAGUACACGCUUGUUCAUUUGAUAUUGAUGACUUGUGGAAACUAGAAUCCAUAGGUAUUAAAGAUGAGGCGCAAGUAAAAAGUAUUAGGAAACGCGAGGAAGAAGUCGAGAAUUUCUUUCGAGAAACUAUAGUCAGAAAUGAUGAGGAUAGGUACGAAAUUAAAUUACCAUGGAAUGAUACAGCUGAUUUAUUAUCUCCUAAUUAUAAUUUAGCUUUAAAACGUCUUCAUUCAACUACCAAUAAACUCAAUAAACUAGGCUUAUUGACAGCUUAUGAUGAAGUGUUUGGAGAAUGGUUAGAUAGUAAUAUAAUUGAAGAAGUUGUAGAUGAUAAUCCGCAAAUUGGCCAUUAUUUACCUCAUCAGGUCGUUGUUAAAGACUCUAGCCUUACCACGAGAAUUCGUCCGGUAUUCGAUGCGUCUGCAAUUACUAAAGAAGGUGUUUGUCUUAAUGCUUGUCUCAAAAAAGGAAGUAAUCUUAUAGAAUUAAUACCCAAAUUACUUAUUCAAUUUAGGAAGGGCGCUAUAGGUAUUACUGCCGAUAUAAAGAAGGCUUUCCUACAAAUAUCUAUUCAUCCAGAUGACCGUAAAUUUCUCAAAUUUUUGUGGUGGAAUAAUCCCAGUAGCGCAGAUAGAAAACUAAAAGUUUUUAGGCAUCGUCGCGUAGUAUUUGGUGUUACGACAAGCCCUUACCUCCUGUCAGCUACAAUACUGUACCAUCUUGAGAAAUACGAAUGUGAAACGGCCAGUUUAUUGAAGAAUAGUUUUUAUGUUGAUAACUGCAUUGUUAGUGUGAAUAAUGAAGUCGAAAUGGAGAAAUUUAUCAACGAAGCUUUAAAUAUUAUGAAUGAAGGUAAGUUUGAGUUACGUUGCUGGGUGACUGGUCCUACUCUAGAUAUAAAUCAAACAGACACUUCUGUGUUAGGAGUAACUUGGAAUUCACAAACAGACGAAUUGUAUUGUAAAGUUCCAUUUUUAAAACAAAUUGAUACAAAACUUACUAAACGAGUACUAUUAUCGAUGGCUCAGAGCAUUUUUGAUCCAAUCGGGUUUCUUUGUCCUACUACACUGAUACCAAAAUUGUUAAUACAAAAGUGUUGGGAAAGGACAAUGGACUGGGAUAAGGAACUUACUCUCGAAUUAGAAAAGUCUGCAAAAGAAUGGCUCCAACAAGUAUCAUCAAUUGAGAAAUGUCGCAUUCCACGAAGAUUGAGCAAGUGUAACCUGUCUGAUUGUAACAAUACCAUUCAUACCUUCAGUGACGCAAGUCAAUAUGCUUAUUCUGGUUGUGUCUUCUUGAGGUCAGAAUAG
Messenger RNA from Achroia grisella, 3174 nucleotides. RefSeq lists its product as uncharacterized. NCBI's taxonomy places the organism in Eukaryota, Metazoa, Arthropoda, Insecta, Lepidoptera, Pyralidae. Bases 1 to 3174 code for a protein of 1057 amino acids. The record is from RefSeq and is a predicted model, not a curated record. Gene Ontology annotation, molecular function: aspartic-type endopeptidase activity. Gene Ontology annotation, biological process: proteolysis. The transcript has a single exon.